AUGGCGAACGCCGCCGAAAAGAUUCCAGUCUAUAACCUGGCUGACCUCAAGAACACAUCCAAUGAUGCCAUUCCCAACUACCUCAACUCUCUCAAGGUCGAACAGUCCCAUAGCCUAACUGAUGUCCGGCUCGCACUCGGUUUUAGUGCAUUCGGUAUCGCAGCCGCCUGUUUCGCUUGGGAUUACAAGCUAGGCCAUGAGGCGACAAAACACUACACAGCUGCUGCUGUUAUACUCUACACUUUGAUCAACACUGCCAUGACACUAUGGAUUAUGUUCAAGGAGAAGGAUACUAUCUACGAGGGAACUUCACCCUCGGGAGAGAAGGUCUCUAUUGCCAGCUCUACCAAGAAGAACGUCCCCAUCUACAACCUCACCGUUACCGUCACCGAUAAGAAUUCCAAGUCCAACGUAUACAAGGUCUCUAAGCCUUUCAGCGAGUGGUUCGACGAGACUGGUCAGUUUGUCGCCGUUCCCUUCCAGUCAAUGCUCGCCAAUGCGGUUCCUGUGAUAGGAAAGAGGGACCCCAAGCGUGUCACUGUUUCCAAGGAGCUGUUGGAUGCCAGUCCUGAUGUCCUCGAUGCUAUCCUUGCGGCUAACGCGAAUGCUACUGGAUCUGAGACCCCUGAUGCGACAGGUACCAAGGCAGCGAAGCGACGUGGCGCUUAG
This is a messenger RNA of Fusarium coffeatum, 669 nucleotides long. RefSeq lists its product as uncharacterized. The transcript has 3 exons. The coding region runs from base 1 to 669 and encodes 222 amino acids. NCBI's taxonomy places the organism in Eukaryota, Fungi, Ascomycota, Sordariomycetes, Hypocreales, Nectriaceae. The record is from RefSeq and is a predicted model, not a curated record. Gene Ontology annotation, biological process: protein targeting to ER. Gene Ontology annotation, cellular component: signal peptidase complex; membrane.